This is a messenger RNA of Epinephelus moara (kelp grouper), 1415 nucleotides long. RefSeq names its product translin-associated factor X (gene tsnax). Lineage: Eukaryota; Metazoa; Chordata; Actinopteri; Perciformes; Serranidae. Gene Ontology annotation, molecular function: RNA endonuclease activity; RNA binding; sequence-specific DNA binding. Gene Ontology annotation, cellular component: nucleus; cytoplasm. Bases 312 to 1163 code for a protein of 283 amino acids. The transcript has 6 exons. The record is from RefSeq and is a predicted model, not a curated record.
AAGCCCCGCGAAUAGUGACGACCACACGAAUGCCUGUUAUUAAAAACAAGUAAACACGAUUUAUUUUUGCAUUGUAGGAUAUUUAGACUUUAUUCAGCGUGUGUGUCAUUGUUCAGAGAUGGAAACCUUCAUAUGUGAGCGGAGCAUUUUUGUCUUUUUGUCCUUAAUUAGCCCUGACAGAUGUAACUGUUAGUGCCUCGGUACAGUUGGUCGGCAGCACGGACCUCAGUAGCAAAAACAGUUUAAAUACAACAUUAACUGAGCUUAGGAUAGUUACAUUUAAUAAAAGAAGACAUUGUAACAGUGGAGGUAUGCAUAGGCGAGAAGGUGAAGGAUGUCCCCGGAAAAAUGCUGAUGCAGCACAGGAUCAUGAUGUUAGUGCCAACCCAUCCUCACCUGUCAUUGCUGCUUUCAAAGUUUUCCAACAGGAGCUUGACACAAAACACGACAAAUAUGAGCGUCUUGUUAAGAUCAGUCGAGACGUCACCAUCGAAAGCAAGAGGACCAUUUUUCUUUUACAUCGAGUGACCAGUGUACCCAAUGCAGAGGAUAUUCUGAAUGAAGCAGACGUGAAACUGGACGCAGUCAGGCAGAAAAUUGGUCAAAUUGCUGAAGAGCUCAGAGGAGAGGACAUCUUUCAGUUUCACAGAGCUUUCACGCCAGGGAUCCAGGAGUAUGUGGAGGCUGUCUCUUUCCUGCACUAUAUCCGUCAUCGCAGCCUUAUCAGCCUGGAGGAGAUCAACGCCAGACUGGUGUUCAUGAGAACGGAGAAGGUAGAUCCUAAGGGCUCAACAGAAGCUCUGCAGCCGGGAGGUCAGGUCCUGACCUUCCAGGUGACGCCCUCAGACUACCUGCUCGGCGUGGCCGACCUGACCGGAGAGCUGAUGCGGCUGUGUAUCAGCAGCGUGGGCAACGGCGACAUUGACACGCCCUUCCAGCUGAGCCAGUUCCUGCGGCAGAUCCACGACGGCUUCUCCUACAUCGGAAACACGGGCCCGUACGAGGUGUCCAAGAAGCUGCACACGCUGCGACAGAGCCUGGGCAAAGUGGAGGAUGCCUGCUACGCCUUGCGCGUCCGCGGUUCAGAAAUCCCCAAACACAUGUUGGCGGAUGUGUUUUCCAGUAGGACCACACUCAUCGACCCUGAGGAGGGAGUGGUUUGAGUCCCGCACAGUUUCAGAAUCAUUGUUCGGUUCUCUAUGGUGUCAUUGUCUUCUUUAGUUUGCUCCAGUUUCAUGUUUGUGUGUUUUAAACGGAAUUUGACAGAUGUUUGAUAUGGUUCGUGACAUGCCUGUUACUUUUGUUUUUAUUAUUACAAUAAAAACAGUGUUACAAUAGACAAUGGAUUUUUUUGUCUUUGAUAAAGAUCUGAUGACUUAAGUUGUUUUGCAUGAAUAAAAGUCCUGUGCCAAAUA